Manis pentadactyla (Chinese pangolin) is the source of this 2348-nucleotide messenger RNA. RefSeq names its product peptidylprolyl cis/trans isomerase, NIMA-interacting 1 (gene PIN1). The transcript has 3 exons. Bases 83 to 511 code for a protein of 142 amino acids. The record is from RefSeq and is a predicted model, not a curated record. Gene Ontology annotation, molecular function: protein binding; peptidyl-prolyl cis-trans isomerase activity. Gene Ontology annotation, cellular component: nucleus; cytosol. Lineage: Eukaryota; Metazoa; Chordata; Mammalia; Pholidota; Manidae.
CCAAUCGGAGGCUGCGGUGGGCGGGCACAGUUAGCUCCGGCGGUGCUACGGGCGCGAGGCGGGCGCUGCGGCAGGAGGGAAGAUGGCGGACGAAGAGAAGCUGCCGCCCGGCUGGGAGAAGCGCAUGAGCCGCAGCUCAGGCCGGGUGUACUACUUCAAUCACAUCACCAAUGCCAGCCAGUGGGAGCGGCCAAGUGGCAAUAGCAGCAGUGGCGGCAAAAAUGGACAGGGGGAGCCCCCCAGGGUCCGCUGCUCACACCUGCUGGUCAAGCACAGCCAGUCACGGCGACCCUCGUCCUGGCGGCAGGAGAAGAUCACCCGGACCAAGGAGGAGGCCCUGGAGCUGAUCAAUGGCUGGUGCGUGCACGCCCCUUGGCCAGGCUGUCAGGUCUCAGGGAUCCCUGUGGCCGCACCCACGGCCCCAGCGCCUGGAGGCGCUUGUACAGGCUGGGCAUGCGUGGACAGGUGUGUUUCCUGGAGGCAGGUAGGUACACCAGGGGGCACUGUGUGAUCAGGAUCCCCAGCAGCGGCGUGCAGAGGUUCAGAAAGAAGAGGAGGCAGAGUGUCAUGCCACAGGGGCAAGGCAGGCUGAUAACCAAAGUCCAGGGAGCAGAGGAGAAUCCUACUGAUAGGGAUGUAUGUGUCUGGAACCAGAGGACCCUCUAGCAGCUCCAGGGACUGUCUGCACCACCCCAAGGCAUUACAGGCAGAAGUGUGACGUCAGUGAGCCUGACUGGACAGGUCAUUGCCGUGAUGACCAGACCAGACUGAGAAGUGCAGGCAAGGAAGGCAAGAGGUGGGCCAGUCAGAGAGAAGUAGGGGCAGCCUCGUCCCUGGGGUGCACAGCCCCCACGGAAGGGACGAUGGUGACAUAAGUGACAGAUCAUUGUCAGGGUCUCUUUCCAUGCUGGGCAGUAUGCUAUGUGGCCAGCUGGCAAAUGACUAACAGUUCAGGCCCAGAGGUACAGGGUGGUCAGGGCAAGACAAGAGUGACAGGGACACGAAGGAGGCAGAGGGAAGGACUCAGCAUGGAAGCAGGCAAGCGGAUCGGACACCAGGACAGUGUGGUCGCUGCCGUGACAUGCAGUGAGGCCAGGUGAUGGGCACGCUGUCAUGGUCAUGCCAUGUCCCAGGCAGGUAGACUGUAGCAACAAGGUCAGGCAGGAUCCCAUCUGAGGCCAGUGAGCCCAGUGAGUGAAGUCUGCAUUGGCCUGAUGUCAGGCAGACAGAGUGUCUGGGCCUCAGCACCUCAGGUAGAUUAAUCAGUGUCCCUGGCAUGUACAGGUACCAAGCAGGCAUGUCACAGCCUCCUUUAGGAAGAGAGGAGCAAGAGGUGGAGGUGUCACGGUGGUGUCACCUGUAGGUGUAACAGGGUGACCCUCACGUCCAGGUUGCUAAGCCACAGGGGUGGGGUCCCAGGCCCCUCAGGGUGAAAGCCCCCAGGAGAGCAGUUGUCAAGAAAGCCACACGGGGCCACUCAGGACAACAGGCUGUCCUUGCAUCCUGGGGCCAGAGGUCCCAUGAGCCCACCUAGCGGCUGCACCCAUGGGCAUAGGGAGGACGUUGGCAGGGAUGCCCAUCAUUUGCCAGGGCAGCUGGUCGGAGCAGAAUGGGUGCAUUUAGGAGAGGAAAGGAUGCUCUCUUGACUCAGCAUGGGGGCUGGUGGCUCCUCACCCCCAAUACACACCGCCCUCCCUCGGUCCCCCCUACCCCCCCAAUGUGCCACACAGGUCCAACACCACCCACUGGUGCCCCUCCGCUGGGGGCCCUGUUCCUCAGUCAUCCUUGCCCUUCCCUCCAUCAGCCCCACGCUCCUUCCCUCCAGGGAGAGUCCGUGCCCAGUGGGGACAGUGUGGGCUGCACAGAGCGAACCUGGUGCGCUGCCCACACAACAUGCCGGGGCAGCUGAGAGGAGAGCCAGCAGCUGCGCCGGGGUUAUGGUCCACGGCAAUGGCACACAUCCUUCCGAGGGCCACCCCAGUGAGCAGCCAGGCCCACCUCCUGCCCGGAACGAUGGCACAGCUGAGUCCUCUGCCGGCUCCUGUGGAAGAGCUGGGCACGCACCCUGGCCUCCUGCCUUUCUCCUAGAAGCCUCUAGAGGACUCUCCAGCCCUGUCCCAGGGGCUCUGGGGUUCCUGGGUCCCAGCCACCUCUUCAGUGUCUGCCCCCUUCCUGCUUUCCUCCCGACAGGAGCCUGGAGGUCUCCCUGUGCAUUUGGGGUGGGCAGAGGGCAGGCUGUGCUCACGGUGUCACCCAUGUGGUGGGACGGGUUCAGGGACCGUCUGGAGUGACGUGCUGCCCUCACCUGCCCACCACCUGUCCUAAAGGUCUCUCUCCCUACAUGCCCA